Molecule: messenger RNA, 6132 nt
Organism: Symphalangus syndactylus (siamang)
Lineage: Eukaryota; Metazoa; Chordata; Mammalia; Primates; Hylobatidae
Gene: MFSD8
Product: major facilitator superfamily domain containing 8
Biological process (GO): transmembrane transport
Cellular component (GO): lysosomal membrane
Molecular function (GO): transmembrane transporter activity
Source: RefSeq, a predicted model, not a curated record
GCCUACGUCUGACCGUCAGAUGCGCACGCGCACUAGUAGGCUUGUUUUGCCAGCUUCACGCCACCCGGGAUGGGAGAAAGUAGGUGUCGCGAGAGUUGGGCGCAAGACGCCUUGUGGGGACUGUAACUAUGGCGGGCCUGCGGAACGAAAGCGAGCAGGAGCCGCUCUUAGGCGACAUACCUGGAAGCAGGUGAGCGGAUCCUGGUGGAGGGACCCCUCAGCCUCCUGCGCUGUUGGGACUGGCUCCUUUCCGGGCGUCACCCGCACUGGGACUAACCCUCGCUGCCAGAGGGGUUCCAGCGCGGUGGGAGCCGGUGGCCGGGUUGUGUGAGCCGAGGAGAUUCGCUCCCAACGUAGGAGAAAGGGCGUCUGGCCGCACCGUGCGGUGAUGAGCCCGUGGGUUCGAGUGACGGGGCUGGAGAAACCCUGGCUGCUGCUUUGCCUGUUGCAGCAGCCAAGCCACCACAUUCUGUAUCUUCUGCAUUCCGUAUUUGGCCCUUUGUAGCUGAUCAGUUUCCGCAUUUCACAGUUCCAAAAUGAUGGUUUUAAUCGAUACUUGAAGGUAUCGGUCUUAGUAAUGACCUGCUGCCUAAUUGCCUGACAACCUCUUGAUACUUUAACAAACCUGUGUAAAAUGAGCUCGCCUUUGUCCUAUGCCAAAUGUACAAAGAAAGACUAAUUUUAAGGCAUUGAAGGAAUAACGUCAGUAUUUUGAUCCUUAUAAUUCUGGUUGUUUUGAUCCUAGUUUAUGGGCAAUGACUCAGGAAUGUAUACCUAAUGUAUUUUUACCUUUAGGAAAACGGAAUUACCAUUUUAUUUGAAAUAUACAUAAUAAUUACCUCAAGUAAGUUAAUAAAUUCAGUUAAACUUCAGCUGUCUAUGACCAUGUUAAUUUUUACUCAUUUGUUCCCCUUAAGCAGCAAAUCUUUUGUGAGCACUCUAACUCAAAACCCUUUGGCAAAUGUAUUUCUCUGGUCCUCGAUUUACUAAACAGAGUUUAUGGAAUGCAGUUUUAUCUUUACUGGAUUUUAUCUUGAGAUCAUUAAAAUAAAUAUCGAUGCUGAUAUGAAUUUUAAUAGAGUGAUGUCCUCAGAGCCUAUUGAGACAUUUGGGACUGUUUGCUUCUGUACCAAUUUAUUCUACACUGCUAUACUUUUUUUUUGAGACAGGGUCUUGCUCUGUGGCCUAGUCUGGAGUGCAGUGGUGCGAUUUUGGCUCACUGCCACCUCUGCCUCCCAGGUUCAAGUUAUUCUUCUGCUUCAGCUUCCGGAGUAGCUGGGAUUACAGGCGCGGGCCACCAGACCCGGCUAAUUUUUGUAUUUUUGGUAAAGACGGGGUUUCACCAUGUGGCCAGGCUGAUCUGGAACUCCUGACCUCAAGUGAUCCACCCACUUCAGCCUCCCAAAGUGCUGGUAUAGAAGCAAACAGUCCCAAAUGUCUCAAUAGGCUCUGAGGCCCGCUGCUAUACUUUUUAAGGACUUACAUCUGCUUUUUAGUUUUUCUGACAGACUGUUUUCCUGGCAGACUAUUCUGCAUCAUGUUUUUGAAAUCUGGCAGCAACAGUUGUUUUGUUGUUGUUGCUGUCACCAUACUCUUUCCACCAGCUUUAAUUUGGGGCUUCUUGUUUGUUAUAGCUUUGAUAACCCUGGAUUUAUGCUUAAUAUAACUGUGUGUCAUUACAACCUGGUAGUUCUGAUUGAGAGCUAAAUGUCUUUCCUCUUAGUUAAGUGCAUAAGCUUGAGUGCGUGGACUUUGUGACAUUUGGUUUUCUCAGAAUUCUUUUUUUUUUUUUUUUUGAGACGGAGUCUCGCCCUGUCACCUAGGCUGGAGUGCAGUGGCGCGAUCUCGGCUCACUGCAAGCUCCGCUUCCCAGGUUCACACCAUUCUCCUGCCUCAGCCUCCUGAGUAGAGUAGCUAGGACUACAGGCGCCCGCCACCACGCCGGGCUAAUUUUUUUUGUAUUUUUAGUAGAGACGGGGUUUCACUGUGUUAGCCAGAUGGUCUCGAUCUCCUGACCUCGUGAUCCGCCCGCCUCGGCCUCCCAAAGUGCUGGGAUUACAGGCGUGAGCCACUGCGCCCAGCCUCAGAAUUCUUUUUGCUUCGUCUUGGUUUUUAGCUAUUUUCCAGAUAAUUGCAGGAUCCCUGAGUUAUGUUUAAAUGUAGUCUUCUGGUACAUUCUGUCACCUUGUACAAAAGAGAAUUUUUUUCAUACUCUUAGCUUUGAUUUCAUCAAAGUGAUUGAUGCUCAUUAGGAUCUGUCCAAAUUUAGGUGUUCCUGCCAAUAAUCAAUACCUCUGAUUGAGGUUCUAGAUUUAGCAUUUUAAAAACAAAAAGUGAGUAUUUUGAAAAUAAUUCAAUAAGUAUAUGUCUUUAAAAACACAAGUGUAUUCCCUAGUAAAGUGAACCUAUGUACAACUAGUUGGCAGGACCUGUUCACUUUGAAUGUAUUGCACAAACAUGUCUAGGUCACCACCAACUUUUCCUCACUAACAAGGUUGAUUAUAAUUUGCUGGUCUGGUGGAGCUGGCCUCUUGAAUCCUCAGUGCUCCCCACUGACCCCUUCUAUGGAGCUUUAUUUAAGACAACAGGGGUUGGAAAACAUUUCCUGUAAAGUCCCAGAUUGUAAAUAUUUUAGGCUUGUUUAGGGCAAGAGGAAAAAUCAAGGAUAUUAUAUAGAUGUUUAGAUAACCAGAAAACAAAUUCCACAAAAUUUUUUAGUAAUGACAUUUAAAAUAUAAUAAGUAUAAUAUAGAUUUGUUAAUGAAAGGGAUAGAAUUUGGUGGGGGAGGGGAUGACAUUUUCCUUAAUUGCACUUCAGAGUUGGUGUUUUCUGUCAUCAAACUGAUAACAAAUAUUCAUCUGUAAAAACCGUUUGUAGCUCACAUCUUACUGAUCCAAGUUACAAAUGAUUUCAAAUUUUUUUUGCAACCUUAGCCUAGUCUCUGUAAAAUUUGUAUUAUUAGGGCAUCUGUCCUUAUAGGGCAUAUCUUUAUAGAAUAUUUUCAGUUUAUUUCUGUAACUGUUAUACCACUACACUGUUGUGUCACUGAGCACACGCUUCUUUCUUUUCUCUCUCUUUUUUAUUUUUUUAAGACAGACCGUCUGUUGCCCAGGCUGGAGUGCAGUGGCACAAUCUCUGCUCACUGCAACCUCUGCCUCCCAGGUUCAAGUGAUUCUCCUGCCUCAGCCUCCUAAGUAGCUGGGGCUACAGGCAUCCACCACCACGCCUGGCUAAUUUUUGUAUUUUUAGUAGAGACAGAGUUUCACCAUGUUGGCCAGGCUGAUCUUGAACUCCUGACCUCAAACAGUCUGCCCGCUUCGGCCUCCCAAAGUGCUGGGAUUACAGGCGUGAGCCACAGCGCCUGGCCGUUGUUAAAUUUUAUCUAACUUAUUUUGCUAAUCAGUUCACUCCACUAUAUUGUGUAUUCCUUUUAGUUUUUAAGUCACAAAUUUGACAAGCAUGCUAUCAUUUGGAGUAUUUCAGUUUGUAAUAGAAAUGUUGAACAGGAUAAAACUGUAGCACUACAGUUUUACUGGAAGGAAAAUCUCAAAUGGGGAACUAAUGCCAGAAUGCAGCAGUGAUUAUAGAAAGGAAUUUUAAAAGUUAAGGAAAUCAUCUUGGAAGUGCAGCAUUCCUUUUUGUACCCGGUCAUACAAGAAAGAAGCCUCUGGAAAUUCAAUCUCAGAUGCUGGUUAAAUAUUUCUGGCAAGAAUAUCACAUGGGUUAUGUUGAGAACACCCCACUACGUUACAUCAAAAGGUACAGGAUGCCAGGACAUCCCACUACUGGGAAUGCCAAACAUGACCACUUGUUAAGAGGGCGACUGCUAUAUCUUUCAAUUAUAAAGGUUCAUGUUCCAUUUUGUAAUUAGUAAGCAGACACUGGGGUGACAUUUGAGGGCCUUUGACUAUCCUCUCCUUAACAAUCUUUCAAUCAGUUGUUUUAGCAUCCAUUGAUGAUCCUUCCAUUAUAACAUAGAAAGUGGCCAUUAAAUUACUAUUUUCUAAUUUUAUCCUUUCAACAUUUAAUAAUUGUCAUUUGUCAUUAAAAGAAGAAAGAUUUUGACUGAGCUCUAAAUCAGUCACUCAAACAAUUUUAUUAUGUUUUUUAGAAUCAAAUAAUUUACUUUUUGAUUCCCUAACUUAGAUAUAUCUGAUUUUUAUUCAAAUUCUAGUAUAUUGAUUUCAAAGUAUGGGCAUCUGGGGUUCUGGUAUUUUUCUCAGAGAAUGGGACAUUUUAGAGACUGAAGAGCAUUAUAAGAGCCGAUGGAGAUCUAUUAGGAUUUUAUAUCUUACUAUGUUUCUCAGCAGUGUAGGGUUUUCUAUAGUGAUACUGUCCAUAUGGCCAUAUCUCCAAAAGAUUGAUCCGACAGCUGAUACAAGUUUUUUGGGCUGGGUUAUUGCUUCAUAUAGUCUUGGCCAGAUGAUAGCUUCACCUAUAUUUGGUUUAUGGUCUAAUUAUAGACCAAGAAAAGAGCCUCUUAUUGUCUCCAUCUUGAUUUCCGUGGCAGCCAACUGCCUCUAUGCAUAUCUUCACAUCCCAGCUUCUCAUAAUAAAUACUACAUGCUGGUUGCUCGUGGAUUGUUGGGAAUUGGAGCAGGAAAUGUAGCAGUUGUUAGAUCAUAUACUGCUGGUGCUACUUCCCUUCAGGAAAGAACAAGUUCCAUGGCAAACAUAAGCAUGUGUCAAGCAUUAGGUUUUAUUCUAGGUCCAGUUUUUCAGACUUGUUUUGCAUUCAUUGGAGAAAAAGGUGUGACAUGGGAUGUGAUUAAACUGCAGAUAAACAUGUAUACAACACCAGUUUUACUUAGCGCCUUCCUGGGAAUUUUAAAUAUUAUUCUGAUUCUUGCUAUACUAAGAGAACACCAUGUGGAUGACUCAGGAAGACAGUGUAAAAGUAUUAAUUUUGAAGAAGCAAGUACAGAUGAAGCUCAGAUUCCCCAAGGAAAUAUUGACCAAGUUGCUGUUGUAGCCAUCAAUGUUCUGUUUUUCGUGGCUCUAUUUAUCUUUGCCCUUUUUGAAACCAUCAUUACUCCAUUAACAAUGGAUAUGUAUGCCUGGACUCAAGAACAAGCUGUGUUAUAUAAUGGCAUAAUACUUGCUGCUCUUGGGGUUGAAGCAGUUGUUAUUUUCUUAGGAGUUAAGUUACUUUCCAAAAAGAUUGGCGAGCGUGCUAUUCUACUGGGAGGACUCAUCGUUGUAUGGGUUGGCUUCUUUAUCUUGUUACCUUGGGGAAAUCAAUUUCCCAAAAUACAGUGGGAAGAUUUGCACAAUAAUUCAAUCCCUAAUAUCACAUUUGGGGAAAUUAUUAUUGGUCUUUGGAAGUCUCCAAUGGAAGAUGACAAUGAAAGACCAACUGGUUGCUCGAUUGAACAAGCCUGGUGCCUCUACACCCCGGUGAUUCAUCUGGCCCAGUUCCUUACAUCAGUUGUGCUAAUUGGAUUAGGCUAUCCAGUCUGCAAUCUUAUGUCGUAUACUCUAUAUUCAAAAAUUCUAGGACCAAAACCUCAGGGUGUAUACAUGGGCUGGUUAACAGCAUCUGGAAGUGGAGCCCGGAUUCUUGGGCCUAUGUUCAUCAGCCAAGUGUAUGCUCACUGGGGACCACGAUGGGCAUUCAGCCUGGUGUGUGGAAUAAUAGUGCUCACCAUCACCCUCCUGGGAGUGGUUUACAAAAGACUCAUUGCUCUUUCUGUAAGAUAUGGGAGGAUUCAGGAAUAAACUAGCUAAGACUGUGAUGGAAAAUACUUGCUGUGUGACACUUCCUGGUCUAAAGCUCUGCUAGACAAUUGCGGUGAGCCAGUCUCCAAGAAUCAGACUACAGAUAUUGCAGAUUUUGAAGAACAAGAACAUAUGUUGAAUAACAGAAUUCUACAUGUCAUUGUGAAUAGUAGGUUAUAUAAAAACAUACUUGAUCAUAAUUUCCUUAUCUCAGAAAUGAAAUAUUAUUCUUAUAAUACCUUUUUGUGGUUGCAUGAACUAAUGAGUGAAUGGACAAUGAUGAAUAAAUGUGAAGUUGUAUUCUUAAUACCAACUGCAGAAGUGUCAUUAAAAUAAUAUACAGUGGAACCAGAAAGAGGAUUCUGUAAGAAUUAGCCAUAGCAGAAUAAAAUUAUAGAAUUUUAAAAACCCAA